UGCACAGACAGGACGAAUGCGCGCGCGGUCGCCGUACCAACGGGACCUCACGCCGACGAGCAAGCGCAUUCAUGAGCUCAUGGACGAAGAAGACGCGCGGUAUACCAAGGCGACGCCGCCCGCCGAGCCGCCGAUGCGCGGCUACCACGUGCCCAUGCUGCGGAGCAUUUCGGUGCGAGAAAAGUACGCGCGGGCGGCGCUCGACCGUCUCGCCAAGAGCCUCCCGACGACAACCAACGUGCACGACGACCUAGUGUACAACCAAGUCCAUGAAAUUCUCCACCCCAAGUCGGCGGCGCCGGCCAAAAAGAAGUUUGACAAACGCUGGUAUCACUUUUACAACCGGCAAGUCUACUCCAUCGGCCAAGACGUGGUUCCAAGCAGCGCCGAGCCCGCGCCGCUGCUGCGUCAAGUCUCGUCGAGGCCACCUCGCGUGGUGCUCGACACCGUGUCCGACACGCACUCAAUACUGAGCAGCGACGACCAGAGCGACGCUCCGAACAGCGAUCUAUCAACGGCCGCCGAGGAGACUGAAGCGUCCGCACCCGACAUGACAACUUGUCCGCGCAACGUCUACCACGCCUGUUUCGACGUCGAUUGGCCCGUCUCGGGCGUCGACAAGGUCGUGAAGGACGCUGUCGAGCGGCAGCGCAUUGGCGCGCUGCUGCGAAGUCAUGCUCGCAUUCUCUACCAUCUCUUUCGAUACCACGCAAGCCUACAAGGCGGGAGCGAUCGGGAGCCGUUCAAGCUCGCGGCAAAAGCCAAGAUUCUCGAAGACUUGAGCGUGCCACUACCGGAGCCGGCGCGGCACGGCAUCAACGACCAGCCAACGAGCCGGCCGGGCUUCUUGCUCUUCCUCGUGCAAGUCGCACUGGGUUACUUCAAGAGAGACGAAGUCGCGGGGCUCGUCAAGCGAUUGGCGAAGGAAGGUCUCGAAGACUCGACGAGCGUCUACUACCUUCUCCACGACUUUAUCUUGCCGUUCGCGUCGAUUGACGACCCGGCCCAUUUUUACAAGCUCUUUUUCAAGCACGAGAGUGCGCAGCAAGUGUUUGCCGUGCACCAGAUCGGCCUUGAAAUGGUGUUCUUGCAGCACGCAACGCAAGUGACGCACGACGCGACAACGUCCAAAUCGCCAAGUCCGACGCCUCAGUCCUCGCAGCCGUUCAUGAAGUUCCAGAGCUACCUCGGCUUUCUGAACCACUUCAAGAUUAUUGACACCAAGCUCUCGGAAACACAAGCCAGCGUCAUUUUUUGCUCGUGCCUUCCCGUGUGGCCCGACGACCGUGCUGUCGUGUCACAGUGCCUCGAUUACGCCAGCUUCACCCUUGCUUUGACCAAGAUCGCAUUUGCCAAGCACGAAAAAACCAUCUGCGGUGGCGAAGCAGACGUAUGUCCGUCCCGGCCGGCGUCCGAGCGCUGCAAGUGCGUCUUUGCCGCCGUCCAGGACAAGUACAACAUGCUCGCAUUUCUCGAGCCGCUCGGCGUCCUGAUUGGAAAGAUCACGUCUCCCGGCUCCCGGCGCGCCGUGCGACGACGGUCCAUGCUUGACACGGACAGCACCAAAGCCUAGUCGUUGCAAACUGCCCAACCCGGGCUUAUUUUUUUGUCUCGUGCCCCAUCUUGCUGCA
Molecule: messenger RNA, 1631 nt
Organism: Saprolegnia parasitica CBS 223.65
Lineage: Eukaryota; Oomycota; Saprolegniomycetes; Saprolegniales; Saprolegniaceae
Exons: 6
Coding region: 17-1573 (518 amino acids)
Source: RefSeq, a predicted model, not a curated record